GGUCAGAGAGGUUGUGAAACGGGGCGUGCUCUUGCCGUAGACUAAGCGCUCUUGCCUCGCGCUCGGUCGAAUCGGUAGUCUGGUAUCAGGACGCUAAUAGGAAUCUUGCACUAGUAGCAGCUUAUAAACUUUUCUCCCGCGUAUGAGGAUGAUAUUGUAGGGGAAAUACAUAGCAACAGCUCAUCAUGCAUUGUUGAUUGCAAAGACAAAACAUGAUUGAUAGAUCUAACUACUCUGGAAAAAUCCGAUACCAUUGGCUUCAGUAGCUAACUAUUAAGCAUUCGAUAUGUCAAAUAUAUCUUAUAUUGUGAUACUCCUGGGAGUCUUGUUUGGGUCCCCCGAGGCCGCUGGGAAGUGCAAGGCCAAGAAAGGGGAGCUGGACCAGUGCCUGGGCGUGGUGGCACCCCUCAUGCCCAAGGUCGGCCUGCCACACACGAGGCCGCAGCUCAACAACAUGUGCAGGGCCUUCAAGGGAGGGAUGGCCUGCGUGGACCGCUACACCUCCAGCUGCCUCUCGACGGAGGAGCGCACGGAGCUGGAGCAGCAUCUCAAGGGCGCCAGGUCCUUCCUCGCCUUCCUCUGCGACGACCCCGUCUUCCAGCGAGAUUACCUCUCCCACGGGUCAUGCCUCAGGGACGUGAGCGACGAUUGGGAGAAAUGUCAUUACCACUUCAAGCACUUGGUCAGCCUCCAGCACCGCAUCCCCAACAUCACUGAAGCCACGAGGGACCACAACAUAUGCUGCAUCCGCGAGGGCUUCCUGUCCUGCGUCUACGGCGUGAGUUACUUCCGCUGCGAGAAGCACCAGGCGAUGUUCCUGAAGAAGGUGACGGCGACGCUCUCCUACAACGACGUGCAGGAGGAGAAGUGCCGCAACGUGAGCCUGAGGAUGUGCUCGGGCGCGGCUGGCACUCGUGGCACUGAGGCUCUCGCGGCAGCCCUUGGAACUCUGGCCCUCCUGUGGUGGCGGCGUCCAUCCGUGUCGUAAAUUCUAUAACGGUGACAGAUUUUUUUUUUUUUAACCAAUUCCUUUCCUUUUUCCUUUUGUUUUUCUUGUUUUUUUAAUUAUUAUAUUUUCUUCUUCUCUUUUUUUUUCUUAUUUUCUCCUUUCGUUCUUGGAAUAGCAUUGUCGGUUUGACCCGCAAUUACAAAAUUACUCAUCCAUAAAAAUCCAUUUACAGUUUUGGAAUAUUUUCAUACGGUCUGGUGUCACAGUAUUGGUUCGGUUGGAAGGAAAAAUUACAAAACAAAAAAAAAGCCUUUAUAAAAGCUUAUUAUAUUUUUAUAUCUCGAAAAAAGCAAAACAAAACCUCUAGAAUCUGUAAGCGAAGUGCAUUGUGAUAAUUGAAAAGGUGAGAGAACUGGAAGAAAUGUCAAAUAAGGGAAUAUUAUCCUUGGCAGUAAAGUGAGAUAGAUUUCACGUGGCUGAAAGGACGAACUUUGACCUCACUGACCUGAUAUAUGAGACUGUGGGAUGAGAGGUCCAAUCCUGCCACUCGAAAAGAAGACUGACUUGUUGUGAGUGUAUUAUCAAAGUUUAAAGGAACCAAGCUGUUUCAUAUGUUUGCCUAAGUGUAUUGGAGUGUUUUGCGAUUUGCUGCACUGUUUGUGAUUUACGUUCAGCUGAACAUCAAAGGUACCUGCAUUAUUUUUGUUUUUAUUUAUUUCUCUCUCUUCUUCUCUCUCUCUCUCUCUAUCUCUCUCUCUCUCUCCCUCUCUCUCUCUCUCUCUCUCUCUCUCUCUCUCUCUCUCUCUCUC
Penaeus chinensis is the source of this 1758-nucleotide messenger RNA. RefSeq lists its product as uncharacterized. The coding region runs from base 287 to 988 and encodes 233 amino acids. Lineage: Eukaryota; Metazoa; Arthropoda; Malacostraca; Decapoda; Penaeidae. The transcript is spliced from 5 exons. The record is from RefSeq and is a predicted model, not a curated record.